This is a messenger RNA of Boleophthalmus pectinirostris (great blue-spotted mudskipper), 1805 nucleotides long. Its product is annotated as solute carrier family 2, facilitated glucose transporter member 1-like. Gene Ontology annotation, biological process: response to insulin; monosaccharide transmembrane transport. Gene Ontology annotation, cellular component: basolateral plasma membrane; apical plasma membrane. The record is from RefSeq and is a predicted model, not a curated record. NCBI's taxonomy places the organism in Eukaryota, Metazoa, Chordata, Actinopteri, Gobiiformes, Gobiidae. Gene Ontology annotation, molecular function: hexose transmembrane transporter activity. The transcript is spliced from 11 exons. The coding region runs from base 198 to 1805 and encodes 535 amino acids.
GUUACGUGCGCCAAACUGUCUCGCAUCUCAAACCGGGAGACGCCAAACCCUAGGAGGCGCGGUGUUGUGUUUCUGCAUCUGCUGUGGCACGACAGCUUCCAACGCGACUGGGCGGGCACUGCUCUGGACUGAAGUGAACUGAAGCACCACCUGAGGAUCACUUUUCUUUAGGAAAUCGUCACGACUCAACUGUGAACAUGGAAGGAGAGCAGAAGCAGGUGACGGGGUACCUCCUCUUCUCUCUGGCCACAGCGGUCAUCGGCUCUCUGCAGUUUGGAUACAACACUGGAGUCAUCAAUGCUCCAGAGCAGAAGCUGCGUUCCUUCUUUAACUCGACAUGGAUGGAGCGAUACGGAGAGCCCAUCGGCCAGGGCGUGUGCACCAUCGUGUGGAGCGUGUCUGUGGCCAUCUUCAGCGUGGGCGGCAUGGUGGGCUCCUUCAGUGUGGGGGUCAUGGCCAACCGCUUUGGAAGGCGCAGGUCCAUGUUCCUGGUGAAUGUUCUGGCCGUGAUCGGGGGGCUCCUCAUGGGCUUCUCCACCAUCUGCUCCUCCUAUGAGAUGGUGAUCGCUGGACGUCUGGUCAUUGGGCUGUUCUGUGGCCUCUUCACCGGACUCACACCCAUGUACGUAGGAGAAGUGUCACCCACCCCCCUCCGAGGAGCCUUUGGGACCCUGCACCAGCUCGGGGUUGUGGUGGGCAUCCUCAUCGCACAGAUCUUUGGUCUGGAGAGUUUGCUGGGCUCAGACAAGCUGUGGCCUCUGCUCUUGGCGCUGACCGUCGUCCCGGCCGUGCUGCAGUGCAUCCUGCUCCCGUUCUGCCCUGAGAGCCCACGAUUUCUGCUCAUCAACCUCAAACAGGAGGAGCAGGCGCGCAAAGCCCUGGUGCGUCUGCGCGGUACAGAGGAUGUGAGUAAGGACCUGCAGGAGAUGAAGGAGGAGAGUGCAAAGAUGGCUCUGGAGAAGAAGGUCACCAUCCCUGAGCUGUUCAGGUCUGCAUCCUACAGACAACCUCUGCUCAUCGCCGUGAUGCUGCAGCUGUCACAGCAGCUGUCUGGGAUCAAUGCUGUCUUUUAUUACUCCACUGGUAUUUUCGACUCGGCUGGGGUGAAACAGCCCAUCUAUGCCACUAUCGGAGCGGGGAUUGUCAACGUCAUCUUCACUAUUGUCUCUUUGUUCCUGGUGGAGAAAGCCGGCCGUCGCACUCUGCACCUCCUCGGUUUGGGAGGAAUGGCCGUCAGUGCUCUGCUCAUGACCAUCUCCCUACUGCUGAAAUCCGUGCCUGUGAUGAGCUACAUUGCGAUCCUGGCGGUGAUGUUGUUCGUGGCCAUGUUUGAGAUGGGCCCCGGUCCCAUCCCCUGGUUCAUCGUGGCUGAGCUGUUCUCUCAGGGCCCUCGUCCGGCUGCUAUGGCUGUGGCCGGCUGCUGCAACUGGACCGCCAACUUCCUGGUCGGCAUGAGCUUCCCCAAACUAGUGGAGCUGUGUGGCCCUUGGGUCUUCCUCAUCUUCACCGCCUUCCUCAUCCUCUUCUUCAUCUUCACCUUCAUCAAAGUCCCCGAGACCAAAGGCAAAACAUUUGACGAGAUCGCCCGUGGUUUCGGCGGAGCUACUGUCCCUCCUCCCGAGCAAACCUCUGGCACCACAGAGGCGCCAGCAGAGGGCACCACCGCGCUCACCAUCCAACCCUCGUCUCCGGACAAAGAGAAGGUCCCGCUGGUCGAAGCCGCUCCCGCCCCCACCCAACCUACCGCGUCCGAAACUACUCCCCUAGACGAUAAGAGUAACGCUACAGCCCAGGAGAGCGUGUAG